CUUGCGUGGAGGUUGCCUCUCCGUCCUUUCGCUCCCUGGGCCCUCGGGAAAAACCCAGCACCCCGUCCCCGUGGCCAGCCCCUUCCGCCAGGCUCUCUCCGCUCGAUUUCGCCACCGUUAUGUGGGAAGCGAAUCCGGAGAUGUUUCACAGAACAGAAGAAUUCUUAUCCAAGACUGCAAACAGCGAGACAGAUGAGAUGGACACGUCGGACACGCAGUGGGGCUGGUUUUACCUGGCAGAGUGCGGGAAGUGGCACAUGUUUCAGCCGGAUACCAACAUUCAGUGUUCAGUUAGCAGUGAAGAGAUCGAAAAAAGCUUCAAAACAAACCCUUGUGGCUCCAUUUCUUUUACUACUUCCAAAUUCAGCUACAAGAUAGACUUUGCAGAAAUGAAGCAGAUGAAUCUCACCACUGGAAAACAGCGCUUAAUAAAAAGAGCCCCUUUUUCUAUCAGUGCUUUCAGUUAUAUCUGUGAAAAUGAGGCCAUCCCCAUGCCACUCCACUGGGAGAAUGUGAAUACCGACCUGCCCUAUCAGCUCAUUCCUUUGCACAAUCAAACACACGAAUACAAUGAAGUUGCUAGUCUCUUUGGGAAAACAGUGGAUCGCAACAGAAUUAAAAGAAUUCAGAGAAUUCAAAACCUAGACUUGUGGGAGUUCUUUUGCAGGAAAAAGGCUCAGCUCAAGAAAAAAAGAGGUGUGCCUCAGAUUAAUGAACAGAUGCUAUUUCAUGGCACCAGCAGUGAAUUUGUGGAAGCAAUUUGCAUUCAUAACUUUGAUUGGAGAAUCAAUGGUAUACACGGUGCUCUCUUUGGAAAAGGAACCUAUUUUGCUCGAGAUGCUGCUUAUGCCAGCCGCUUCUGCAAAGACGACGUAAAGCACGGAAACACAUUCCAGAUUCACGGCGUAACCCUGCAACAGCAGCAUCUGUUUAGAACGUACAAAUCUAUGUUUCUUGCCCGAGUGCUGAUUGGAGAUUACAUAAACGGAGACUCCAAAUACGUGCGCCCUCCUUCCAAAGACGGGAGCUACGUGAAUUUGUAUGACAGCUGUGUGGAUGACACCUGGAAUCCCAGGGUCUUCGUGGUGUUCGACGCCAACCAGAUCUACCCCGAGUACCUGAUAGACUUUCAUUGAUUUCAUGUCCAAGCUUCCGUGGUCAAAGAAGUUUUAUUCUUUUUCCCAGGGAGAUCUGCUUGCCGGUCACCUAGCUGCUCAAUGUUAAUUAUCUGAUCCUUUUGAAACAGAUAUGAAAGAAAGGGGCCUCCCUAUAAAAAGACAUACUGACU
Molecule: messenger RNA, 1288 nt
Organism: Lipotes vexillifer (Yangtze River dolphin)
Lineage: Eukaryota; Metazoa; Chordata; Mammalia; Artiodactyla; Lipotidae
Gene: PARP11
Product: poly(ADP-ribose) polymerase family member 11
Exons: 8
Coding region: 120-1136 (338 amino acids)
Cellular component (GO): nucleus
Molecular function (GO): NAD+ poly-ADP-ribosyltransferase activity
Source: RefSeq, a predicted model, not a curated record